UUCUCUGACAGGAUGAUAUUUCAUCGCAGGGAGAUGAGAUUAGACUUACCUCGUUUUUGAUGACAUAGGUGAAUUCAUUCUUCAGGUACUCGAUGACACUCUCAUCGCCAUUUGGAGCAAACGACCCGCUCUUUGCCUUUCGAUCCAGCGCAGGGGUUAGUUCGAUGAGACCGGUCAUAGCACUCUUGACCUGGCUGAACUUGGUUGAAAAGGCUCCAGCACGGGCCGGGUCUUCCUUUCCAACACUGGCCUCAACAAUAUAGCCAGGGACGAGCGAAACAACAGCGAGGUAUUCUGUGUGAGUCUUCUUGCCGUCCUCUUGGCGCUUUGCGAGGCUCCAUGAAAAGGUAGCAGUGUUACCCCAGUUUGCUUUGAUAGUUGCUUUGAGGGUAUCGUUGGACGGCUUGUUUGCGAGUUCAGGAAGGCUCCUUUAUUGUCCGAGUGAAAGGGGUAAAGUGGAGUGUUCUCGUCAGAAACUUGAGUGGCGUCGAACGCGAAAGUGCCUUGGUUGAAGUUGACAUCGGGAACCAUCCAAGUAGUAGGGUAGACUGCCUGCCAUAUGGCGAUGUAGCGGUCAACAUUGGCGUGGUGGAGCCAAAAUACGGGGUCGAAGGCUGUGAAUUGCGAAGGGCUCAUAUGACCGUUCGCAAAUGUUGUAUGCCCUGUGCCGUGUUUGGUCUCGAUAUCACCAAUCUGUGUAGGGCUACGAGGAUCUGUGUAGUACGACGUUGAGAAAUUACCCCAUCCUUGCCAC
Molecule: messenger RNA, 754 nt
Organism: Periconia digitata
Lineage: Eukaryota; Fungi; Ascomycota; Dothideomycetes; Pleosporales; Periconiaceae
Source: the annotation of a GenBank genome assembly